Diaporthe batatas is the source of this 819-nucleotide messenger RNA. RefSeq lists its product as uncharacterized. The transcript has a single exon. The record is from RefSeq and is a predicted model, not a curated record. Gene Ontology annotation, molecular function: hydrolase activity. Lineage: Eukaryota; Fungi; Ascomycota; Sordariomycetes; Diaporthales; Diaporthaceae. Bases 1 to 819 code for a protein of 272 amino acids.
AUGAGCAUCCGUUUUCUCAUCCUCUCCGACACCCACGACUCGGCGUUUCCGGACCCGGGUUUACUACCGACCGUGGAUAUCGUAAUUCACUGCGGCGACCUCACCAUGAUCGGCGGCCUGUCGAACUUCAGAAAAGCGCUUGAGGCGCUAGACAAAUGUCCGGCCGAGCUGAAGCUUGUCAUCCCAGGUAACCACGACGUGUCCCUUGACCCCGCAUGGUGGGCCGGGAACCUGGACGAAGAUGACGACCCGGCCGAGCCUCAGCGAGCAAAGGAGUUGUUUGCUAGUUUUGCCAGCAAGGGGGUGAAGUUACUGGAGGAGGGCACACACACAAUAUCAUUGCGGGACGGACGCAGUUUGAAUCUGUAUGCGUCACCAUAUACUCCCGACUUCAACGGCUACGCCUUUGCCUACAGCGAGGAGGAGGACAGAUUCAACACCGGAGCACACAUCAUCCCUCCGGAUGCUGAUAUCGUCAUCACCCAUGGCCCACCGCUCGUGCCGGGCACCGAUUAUCGACUCGACCUGGGCAGGAAUGGCGAACAUUGCGGCUGCUCGAAACUAUGGGCGGCUAUUGAGCGCACACGGCCCAGACUACACUGUUUUGGGCACAUCCACGAGGGCUAUGGGUCACAAGUCGUACAAUGGGAGGAUCCAAAUGGAAUGAAAAUCGGUGAUGUCUCCGCCACAGAAUCUGGUGCUGAUGUUUCUUCAUUGCCGCCACCCACACGAGGCACGACGCUGCUGUUGAACGCAGCGAUUAUGUCACAUGGAGGCAACAAGAACAAGCCGUGGGUGGUCGAUAUCCCUAUCCUCUGA